UGAUUCGACCAGGACUAGGUUGUCGGGAACUUGUGUCAAGAAACCUCUCCAAAAUUCUCCCAGGUCUUUGUCAUGAUAUAACAGACUGGGUUGAAAGCACAAGAAUAAAAGCCUCCCAGCUUCUGUAUACGUUGUUGUUACAUGCAGAGGAUCACAUAACGCAACACAUGGAGCUACUGCUUAGAACUCUGUACCAAGCAUGCUUAGAUGAAGAAAGCGACGUGGUUAAGAAUUGUGUGAAAGCAGCAGAAUUGAUUGGAACCUUUGUCAGUCCUAAGGUGUCGUUGCGAUUAAUCACAUCAGCCUUUGUGAAGACACCCAAGCCAUCCUGUAUAAUGGUUCUAACUGCAGUGAUUCGAGGUAGCACGAAAGAGAUCUUACAGCCUCAUUUGACCGAUCUUGGCAACACACUGUCACAAGCAGGAGUUUGUCAACGAUCUGAAGAGGUCUUUUAUAUGGAGCAGUUGCUUUGCUGUGUACAAGCAUUGAUUGAAGUAUGCCAGGAAGACUGCAAAGAAAUCAGCUUGCAGCUGAUGAAAGUUUUGGUGACAAUAAUGGCACUACCAUGUUCUCAGCACCUUAAAGAAAAGGUAGAGGAAACUAUGUCUUCAUUAGCUGAAGUGCAGCAGUUGGAUAGUUUUCUUUAUCUCUACAAACAACACAUAAUUCACCUUAUGGAAUGGGUUUCAGUAUCAUGUGAUUGUUGGACAUGCUAUUCUCCAGAAAUACUACAGUUGGAUGUCAUCGCAACUCAUUCAGGUCCUGUCAUAGGUGAAGCUCUAAAUAACUUUAUUCUCAUUCUUAAGACAUGUCUUCAGCCAAACAAAGAUCCCCAGAUGCGGUUAAAACUUUUCACUGUUUUAUCACAGUUGCUCCAGAAAGCAAGUGAAACCAUCAAUUCUCAGGGGCUGUUCCCUAGCUACCUUGAGACUGUGAUAAAAGACAUACUGGCUCCUAAUCUGCAGUGGCAUGCUGGAAGAACAGCAGCUGCCAUCCGCACUACGGCUGUAUCGUGCCUUUGGGCUCUUAUUCACUGUGAAAUGCUUUCACCAAAAGAGAUCUUAAAAGUCAAAGAUGAGCUAAUGUCCCAAAUUAUUGCUGCCAUGGAUGAAGACUCUAAAAUUGCUCGGCUGAUGGCUUGUCGUGUUGUUGGUGUUUUUUUAAAAGUCUGUGGGAGGCAGUUUGGUGAAGAUAAAUUUAUCAAAACUUACACAGAAGUUUUAAAGCGUCUGGAUGAUGCUUCAUGUGAUGUACGACUGGCAGCUGCUCACACCUUAACUAAUUGGUUUAAAUGCUUAAAGGACAGUGAUGUGAAAUCUGCAAUGGAAGGUCAUAUUGAAUUUCUGUACCAAGAACUGUUGAUACAUCUCGAUGACCCAGAUCAAAAUAUCCAAACUGCAGUCCUAGAAGUUUUAAAAGAAGGAAGUGAUUUAUAUCCAGAACUGCUCGUCAGAGAAAUUGAAGGGGUCGUACAUAAGCAUCAGACGCCGGUCUAUUGUAAUCAGCUGCUACAUCACAUUCAGUCAGCCAAAGAAUCAGCUUUAUGA
Messenger RNA from Balearica regulorum gibbericeps (East African grey crowned-crane), 1547 nucleotides. The record is from RefSeq and is a predicted model, not a curated record. Lineage: Eukaryota; Metazoa; Chordata; Aves; Gruiformes; Gruidae.